UCAGCACCAACAUCUGCUUCCUGAAUUGAAAUGGCUAGGAUGGACAGAAAGCUUCAUUCUGGAAGAAAACAGUGGUUCAGGGCAAGCUAAGUUUGUGAGAGACCCUUGCACCAAACAGGCCAGCACAAUGGUUUUACAAGGAGUCUGGACAAGUUCGAUCAUGUGGUUUUUCUACAGUAUGACCUCAGGUUUUCUCACUGAUGGAGUGUCCGUUUUGCCUGCCCCUCAGAACCUCUCUGUACAGUCAACCAACAUGAAGCAUCUCUUGAGGUGGAACCCAGUGACCCAGCCGGGGGAGAUGGUAUUCUAUUUUGUGGAAUACCAGGGGGAGUAUGAGAGCCUGUACAUGAGCCACAUCUGGAUCCCCAGCAGCCAGUGCUCACCUACCAAAGGUCUGGAGUGUGAUGUCACCGAUGACAUCACUGCCACAGUGCCGUAUAACUUCAGGGUCAUGGCCAUGCUGGGCUCACAGACUUCAGCCUGGAGCAACCUAGAGCACCCCUUCAAUCGAAAUGCAACUGUCCUCACCCCACCCAGGAUGGAGGUCACCGAACAUGGGCUGCAUCUGGUUAUUGAACUGGAAGACCUGGGGCCCCAGUUUGAGUUCCUUGUUGUCUAUUGGAGGAGGGAGCCUGGCGCCACGGAACAUGUUAAGGUGGUGAGGAGUGGGGACAUUCCAGUGCACCUAGAUACCAUGGAACCAGGGACCAUGUACUGUGUGAAGGCGCAGGCUCUGGUGAAAGCCAUCGAGAGGCACAGUGCCUUCAGCCAGCCUACGUGUGUGGAGAUGCAAGGAGAGUCUCUUCCGCUGGCACUGGCUCUGUUUGCAUUUGUUGGCUUCAUGCUGAUUCUCGUGGUUAUAAUACUCUCCAUCUGGAAAAUGGGCCAGCUGCUCCGGUAUUCUUGCUGCCCCACUGUUGUCCUCCCAGACACCUUGAAAAUAACCAGUUCAUCCCAGAAGCUAAUCAGCUGCAAGAAGGAGGAGGUGGACGCCUGCGCUGUGGCUGUGCUGUCCUCAGAGCAUCUCUUUGGGGUCUGGAUCUCACAGACUUGAGAAGGACCUGAUGGAUUAACAGCCUGGUCUGCAGGACCCAGAACCCUGGAUGAGGAGGGUUGUGUUUCUGUUUUCCUCUGUGGACAAAAGACAAGAGAAGUAACGGGAGCCUGCUGUGUGCAUGUCUAGCAGCAGCGUCAGAGGCAAAGUGGCGUGACCAACCAAGAAUGACAGAAAUAGUCUGGAGAAGAGAUCCCCAGAC
Messenger RNA from Grammomys surdaster, 1256 nucleotides. RefSeq names its product interleukin 20 receptor subunit beta (gene Il20rb). The record is from RefSeq and is a predicted model, not a curated record. Gene Ontology annotation, cellular component: membrane. NCBI's taxonomy places the organism in Eukaryota, Metazoa, Chordata, Mammalia, Rodentia, Muridae. The transcript has 7 exons. Gene Ontology annotation, biological process: blood coagulation. Bases 128 to 1054 code for a protein of 308 amino acids. Gene Ontology annotation, molecular function: interleukin-20 binding.